Molecule: messenger RNA, 1407 nt
Organism: Coniophora puteana RWD-64-598 SS2
Lineage: Eukaryota; Fungi; Basidiomycota; Agaricomycetes; Boletales; Coniophoraceae
Product: DDE-domain-containing protein
Exons: 6
Coding region: 1-1407 (468 amino acids)
Molecular function (GO): nucleic acid binding
Source: RefSeq, a predicted model, not a curated record
AUGCCAAAUCUAGAGACAGUUUGUGGACAGGCUGUCAAUCUGACUACACAUGCAGUGUGGAUGGAGCUCUUAGGCAACACCAUCCGGGAACACAACAUCACUAAGAAACUCAUCUACGGUUCUGACAAGGUAGGGUUUAACCCUGCACUGUCCGGUUGUGCAUGCGCUAUUGGCAUUUGUGGAGCUGGUGGAGUCUAUCAGCAGCAAGCUGGCAAGCGAGAAACAAUCACAGUCAUAGCCACCAUAUGUGCAGAUGGAACAUUGCUGCCUCCAGCUGUCAUCUUUAAGGACAAGGACAUCAGAGUUGGCUACUCAAAGAAGGGGUGGAUCAACGGUGAAGUAGGGAAGGCAUGGAUCCAGCAGUUUGAUGAAUUUACAAAAGAGAAAACCAACAGACACGCAAGGCUUCUUCUCGUUGACGGACACAACUCACACUACACCAAGGGCUUCAUUGCACAUGCUCGACAGGCCAACAUUCACGUCCUCUGCUACCCCACUCACUCAACUCAUGUAUACCAAGGGUUGGAUGUUGUCGUCUUUGCUCAGCUUGAGAACACGACAACACACCAGGCAAGGGUGAUGGGCUUCAACCCUUAUGCAAUCUCCAAAGAUAAGCUAGCGCCUAGUCGCGCAACCAUUAGCCAGAUCUUUCAUCACUUGAAGUUCCCGGACUCACCGCAGACCAGACUUGAUGACAAAGAAGACAAGGUGGAUUUGGUCUUGAGUGUACAACAAGUUUAUGAGGCGUUGAAUCAGUCCAAAUCGGCAUCUUUCCUAGCAGGGACUGAGCCCAUUCAGUCAACCUCUCACUUUCCAGAGUUCACUCUACCCCCUCUUAACACUGCUUCAACUGAUGUCCUGCAAGGAUUUGUUCCAGAAACAGCCAAUGAAGGGGUCCUGGCUGACGCAAUCUUGGCACUUCAGAACUGGAUGAAGCAGGAGCAGCAAGGCCGAGAAGCCAAGCGUGCAAUGAUCAUGAUCCAGAGUUGGUAUUGCAAGCGGGUGCAACAGCAGUUAGCUGAGAGGGAGAAGAAGGGAGUUAAGCAAAUUCAGAUAAUGGGGGAUGAUGAAACAGCGAAGGAGCAGCGGACAGAGGCACAGACAGCCUAUGACGAGGCUGUAGCAGCAUGGCAGGAGGAAAGUCGGAAGAGGGACCAGCACAAUGAGCAGGUGCGAGCAGACUGGAAUGCUAAAGUCACGAGGUAUGAGUCCGAGAAGGCGGCAGCCAAGAUGGAAAAGAGGAAGUGUUGCUUACCAAAGCCUACUGGCCUCCGAUCUCACCUCCUACAUGCUGUCCAAGCCCUCACUGGGUCUUCAAGGGAUGAGGGUGGUGGUGCAGGUGAUGGUGCAGGUGAUGGAGAGGAAUAUGACUUGGACAGGUUGGAAACAUCUGAGGACAAGGAUUAG